Molecule: messenger RNA, 1385 nt
Organism: Caenorhabditis sp. 36 PRJEB53466
Lineage: Eukaryota; Metazoa; Nematoda; Chromadorea; Rhabditida; Rhabditidae
Source: the annotation of a GenBank genome assembly
AUGAGUCAAGAUGAGGAGACUCAUCACAUAUUCGUCAGUGCUCCCCCUCCGAUUCCGGAGUCGUCUUUGCUGAAAAUGACGUCGUCAGAAGGGCAGGUGAGAGAUGAACGAGAAGAAGAGAGUGACAAACAGGAGUAUCGGUUUCAGCCGCGAAGACUCGAGAAGGAGCCGCUGAUCGACGAGGGAAACGAGAUGAUCGACGAGUCGCGAGCCACCUACUGGAAAGGAUGCGAGUUUCUGAAGGCGUCCGGACUGUGCUCCAGUAAAUGUAAGCGUCCUUUCUCAUCAGAAUCGUCCUCUUUAAUCAAAACCUGUUCAAUGGAAAGGCUUUAAAAACGUCGAAACCUUUUCCAUCACUUCCGACGGAUUCCAGCUGUGCCCCUUCUUCUUCCCUUUUUCCCACCUCAAAUCACUUCAAAUGCUGUCGUGUUCAGUGUCUCUCCAGUCCGCCUCGGCCAAUAUGUGCCGUAUCUGUCACACUUCCACUUCCACCCGUUCCAAUCCACUCAUCUCUCCGUGCCGCUGCUCCGGAACCCUGCUCUUUGUGCACAAAGCGUGUGUAGUGGUAAGAAAACGUAAAAAGACGCGGAAGUGAAAUGGAAAGGGGAUUGCAGAGAUGGCUGGAGAUGUCCACGAGAAAGAUGGUGCCGUCGCCGCGCUGCGAACUGUGCGGAUACGAUUACAGAAGAGGCAACGUCUUCCAGAUGAGGUCGAUCCACGUGCCUCACGUCGACCGCAGCUCGUGCGUCCUCAACAUUCUCUUCCUUUUCACCGUCUUCAUCAUGAUCUUCUGCGGAUAUUUCACAAUUCAAUUCAUCCAGGAGAAUGCUCUUCUCAAGCGGAGGUCCCCAUUUCCGGCCCCCGCUCGUCUCCCUAUCCCUCUUAUUUUCAGAUUGUUCGCCCACAGCUCAGCCAACUCUGCGUACACGUGGAAACGGAGAGGAUACUUCAACGGCAACGGGGCGAACGGAGACACGGAUUCCUCCGACGGCUACUUCUCGCGGACGCCCGUUUCUUCGCUGUUCGACUUCAAAGUCGUCUCGUGUGCUUCCAUGUUCCUUCUCUCCUUUAUCGUCGCCCUUUUCACUCAAUAUCGGUAAUUCUUUUUCGGCGCAAUGAGUCCAUUUCAUUUCACUUGCUUCCAUUUAAUAUCGUACGUUUGCAGAGCCGAAUGCACAAUAUUCCGAUGCAUUUUCCGAUUCUUCGUCAUAAAUCAGAAUUGGAUGAUCAAGAAUUACGACAUAAAGUGAGCCGCCCGUUCGUCCCAUUUCCAUUCUGACAAUUCCAGAAAUGAUCCCGAAAUGGCGCACCGCCGUCCGAAGCCGUCCUCGGUCCCACCGGUCGCCCUCUCCGCUUCGGAUAUGUGUCUCCACGUGUCUUCCUAG